This is a messenger RNA of Cygnus atratus (black swan), 6784 nucleotides long. RefSeq names its product zinc and ring finger 2 (gene ZNRF2). Lineage: Eukaryota; Metazoa; Chordata; Aves; Anseriformes; Anatidae. Bases 207 to 968 code for a protein of 253 amino acids. The record is from RefSeq and is a predicted model, not a curated record. The transcript is spliced from 5 exons.
GCUCAUGGUGGCGCCGCGGAGCCGCGAGCAGCGGCCGCGCCGGGGCCGCCCGCUGAGCCGGAUCGCGGCGGGCGGCUCUCCCCUCUCCGCACCGAGCCGCCGAGCUCGCCCUCUCCCCUCCCCGCGCCUCGCAGCGCCCCCGCCGGGGCCGGACUCUCAGCGCCCCCGGGAAGGCGGCGGCGGCGGCGAAGGGCAGCGGCGGGACCAUGGGGGCGAAGCAGAGCAGCCCGACCGCCGCCAACGGCCGCACCCGGGCGUACUCGGGCGGGGACCUGCCCUCCUCCUCCUCCUCCAGCAGCGGCGGCGGCGCUAACGGCACCGGCGGGCGGGCGGCGGGCGGCGGCGGCGGCGGGCGGUCCGCGCACCUGGCGGCGCCGGCGGCUCCUCACGCCGCUCCCGGCGGCUCGGCAGCGGCAGCGGCGGCCUCGGGGGGAGCCGCGGGGUCGGCGCCCCGCAGCAGGUCCCUGGGAGGCGCCGCCACCGCCGCGGGGGCCCGCGCCGCGCAGUCCGCCUUCAGCAUCCCCCACAGCAGCGGCCCCUACGGCUCGCAGGACUCGGUCAGCAGCACCCCGGAGGAGGGCGGCCGGGAGCGGGCCCCCGGGGGUGGUGGCGGUGGUGGUGGCGGAGGAGGCUCCGGUGGUGGCUCCGGGGGGCCCCGGCUCGUCAUCGGCUCGCUGCCCGCGCACCUCUCGCCGCACCUGUUCGGAGGAUUCAAGUGCCCUGUAUGUUCAAAAUUUGUAUCUUCUGAUGAAAUGGAUUUACACCUUGUGAUGUGUUUGACAAAACCAAGGAUAACCUACAAUGAGGAUGUGCUGAGUAAAGAUACUGGGGAGUGUGCAAUAUGCCUGGAAGAGCUGCAGCAAGGAGAUACUAUAGCACGGCUGCCUUGCCUCUGCAUAUAUCAUAAAGGCUGCAUAGAUGAAUGGUUUGAAGUAAAUAGAUCUUGCCCUGAGCAUCCAUCAGAUUAAGAGAAGAUUCAUGUUUUUAGCUGCUUCCACUGAUCAGAAAACAUAGGAGAUCUGCGGUUCCCUUGCUGAACACAGCGUGCCUGGCUUGAGACUUAACUGUUCUUUGUGGCUGAAAAAGGCAAAGAUGGACAGUGACAUGAAAAAAGCAUUGCAGACACCAGUAGUGCUCAGUAUACCAAACACUCAUGCAAAGGACACACAGGGAUUUUGAAAAUGCUGCACAUUCUGUAACAAUCUACUCCCCACAGACAUUAUUGACACUCUUUUGUAUUGAAGGCCAAAGUUCCUAAUCUCAGCCUAACUUCUGGUUCUGUGAAGAAGCGGGUUAUUGGACACGUUUCCUGCUGCCUCAAGUGGAAGCCGAGAGACGUUCGAUACGUGCUAUCUGAGACCCUUGCAGGAGGGUGGCCCCAUUUUUAAAUGGGGACGUUUUCACCUUCUCGUUGGCUGAAGAAGAGUAAAUGGCAAAUUAGAUGUAAUCUAACAGUGUGACCUUAUUUACUGAAUUCACACCCUGUUUUAUGUUCUUCACUUUUACAAGAACAGAAAACAAACUUCUCUGCAUAGGAAUACUAUAUUUCAAAAUUUUGUAACUAAACCUUUGUCACAAUGCAGUCCAAAGAGUAAAACUGGGACAGGUAACUAAUUUAUAUUGAUCAAGCUAUAGGGAUUGUUGAAAUCUGCACAUUGUAUUGCUAUUUAAGAAACUAAAACUUCUCUUUUACUGCUUGUGAGUAAAAACAAAACAAAAAAAAAAUGCAGCAAAGCAAAAUCUUACAGCUAUGCAACUUUUUUUUUAAAUAGGAAAAAAGAAGAAUUACCAAUUUUAAGUGCUGCCAGUUAAGGUAAUUUGUUUAACGGGUAUUUUUUUAAAAAUGUUUCAGGUAAUUAUUUUAUUGUACUACUCUCAUCUCCAGGCUGCCUCCUGAGGUGGAAAUGAAUAACUACAAAUGUGGGCACAGCAAGAGUGUUUUUUUUUUUUUUUUAAUAGGCAUGGGUGAGAUAACAUCAAGGUGGGAAUUGUGUUUAAUUUUUAAAACACGUAUGUGCAAGUUUUUCUUUGUUUCCUUGUUUGAAUGUUUUAUCUGAUGGCAGGAUUUGUAGUACUUUGCAUCUAAAUCAUUGGUCUCUUCAUGUGGAGGCUAGCAUUUGACAGUGUGGUUUUUCGUUCUUUUUUUAGAGGCACCUGCAUUUGUUUAAUUUAUUAUUAUUUUACUGUAUUAUAUUAGUAUAACCAGGGCUCCAUGAAACACCGGUUGUCUCUGGGGGGUACACCAAGUAAAACUGUGGUUAAGUAUUAGUUCCCAUAAGGUAUUACAGUUCAAAAAAAGAAAAAAAAAUAAGACAAAAAACUGGAACAGAUAUCAGGGCUUAGAAGAGUACUUUUUAUAUCAAGAAUUAAUCCUAGUAGUAUCUGAAUUUCACAGUACAGGGAAGAGUUUAUGAAUAUUUAUUCCUGACAGCAGUUUUAGUGGGUUUCAGUAGCGAAAAUAAAUUGCACACUUCAAACGUCUUUCUUGUACAUACAUAAUUCUGCUGUUCUUCUUUUGUUUAAAUACAUAUUUCUCUCUGUUGCUAUUGUGAUUCAUAUCAAAAAGGGCAAAGAGCAGGAGCAACUGCUGCUAUCCAGGAGAACAAGUGCAGUGCAUGUUACUAGACUCUCGUGUCUUGCUUGCAGAGCAGUUCUUUCCUGGAUAACAAUUUUCCCCAAAUGUUGCACUGUAAAAUGCCAUUGUUAUGCUGCAAAUCUAAAGGAGUCCAAACUAGAUAAUUUUCGUAAUUGAUGGUGCAGUUUCUACAUUUUUGGGCUUGCAUCACUGGUUUCAGCUGAACCUGUAGCUGUGGGGCCCUGCUGUAUUCUCUUUUUCAGUGGGAGCAGAACCAUUUUGUCACACUUUCAAUUCUGUAGUCACAUCAUGUGUACAGUAGUUCCCUGUACAGAUUCCUUUUUAGCCGAGAACCAUUUGUGUUGCCUUGUAUUGUCAUAGGGGCUGGGGGGUAGGAGGGAUUACAGCACCUGUAGUACUCAAGCAGUGGUGUUGCCUGCAGGCCCGCUUUUCCAAUGUUUUAAAUUCCCGCUGUCUUCUGAAAGGAAAGCUUUCGCAUUCAUGUUGAUUCGAUGUUUGCUGUUGGCUUCACGCCUACAGAAACUCACCUGAAAUAUGUAAAGCGGGUAGGUUAGCAUGUUGGUGUCCUGUGCUCCAAGGUCCUAGAUAGUCUUUGGCUGGGGGAUUAAGUAGAUAAAUAUUAUAAAUCUGUUUACUACUUAAGCUUGGUUUUGGUAGUUCAUAUUUCUAGUUCAUUUACUGCUGUUUUGGGCACCUGGAUUUCCUGUGUUCAGAUGCAAGUAGGUGGUGUAAAGAUCCAGCAGCUCUCACUGCUGUCCUACACGUAGGGCCGGUGUUUGAACAGCAUGCCACUAGCUGUCGCGUCGAUGCGUGGUUUUGCAGGCAGGAGUCUGCUCCUGCUUCCAUCAGAGUUGCAGUACUUUGGUUUGUUUGAGGAACUGAUACGAGGCCGGCCCUAGAUGAUGGUUUUGCAUUCUUGGUACUUAUAAAUUUCUUCUGAAAGGCUAAGGUAGGUUUUCUUCUAUCAAAACUUGUAAUAUAGACCAAGCCAGGAAUGACCCUGGAAGCAUGAGACUGAUGCUUGGGUUUGAAAAUGCCUGUGGAUAUUCGCCUUCGUAAGCUUUGUCACCAGCUACGUUGGCCAGCUGGAGACAACCAUGCUGUAGACGUAGCUGAAAUAACAGGCAACACUUUCGUUUUAGAAACGUCCUUGCAGUGGUCCUGAGUCAUUGUGCUUCAGAAGGGGGAAAUAAACACCAGACAAGUCCUGUGUCUCAGUCAAGGAAUCCCACACUUGUCCACGAGAAGCAAUAACUAAAAUUACACUGCGAUAUGCUUCUUUGCCUGUAAAUAUAUUGAGAUCGCCAAUUCUGUGCUGUUUUGGAGUAUUUUCUGUCAUCUGGCCUAUAUCUUCCCCAAGUACAUAAGGGUGUGAAAUGAUUCCCAUACUCAGGUCUGCCAUAAACAUGCUGCUUGCCAGAAGGGGAAGAGUAGACUCAACACUGUCUUGAAAUGUGAGGUUUUUCUGAGCUCGUCACAUACCUGUGUAUCUUGAGUGGCAACUUGUGUUCAGAAGUUCGUAGUGGAGGUGGCUGUGAUUUGGUUUGUACAUAACUGCCCUCCAUACAAUGCCAAGAGAGCCGUGCUACUGUCAGCGCAGGGCACUGAUUGCCCUGUCUCUUAUAAAUCGCUCUCUCUAAUAUCGUUUUCCUUUGGAAGUAGCUAGUUUUCUUUCGACAUGUUUGUUAGGUGGUGAGUUCAGUGGGAAAAGGAAAAGCUAUGAAGCACACUGCAAAUUUGUGGUAUUUUAUUUUUGGGAAGAAUAAAGCGUAAAACAGAUGGUCUUAUUUGUAAUCAAUUUAAUUUUCAUAUUCCAGGGUAAGUGUACUGCAGUAUAUUGAAAUGGAAAAUGUGUAAGUAAUGUACAAAGAUGUGGGUGGGUACUUGUGACCUUUAUUUUCUCUGCCUGCUCCCCCCCUUUAUGGUGUAAAGGGGUUUUUAUGACUUAAACAAUCUCCAGGUUUAUUUAUCUGUCCUAGUUCCUAACGCUAGGAGCACUGGCUUUUUAAUUAAGUCUUUGCUGAAAGACUGGAGAGCUGGUAAAACUGACUCCCAGCAAAAGUGAGAAAGAUCAUUUUUAUUCAGAAAUGUGGAUCUUUGUGCUGGUGCUUAUAGACGUGUAAUGCCUAAUACAUGAGAUGUGUUUAUGGCUGCUUUUGGUGCACCACCUUUUCCAUUCGAGGGCUUCAGAAACUUACUGCGUGUCUUCUGUGUUCCACCAAAACAAGGGAACAUGGCACUCAAAUGUUACUAACAUCUCUAAGGAGACAGCAACAAAGCGUAUGUUGGUUUUGAUGCAGGCCAUGACAUCUCCAAGUUUGUGAAUUUUAGCUGCUUUGUCACAUUGAAAGAGAACAUUUGUGCACAAGUUUGGUAUUGUAGUUUUGUAUCUGCUAAUUCUGUAUGUACGGUUGGGAGUUUCCUGCUGAGAGACUCCCAUACACCGGGGAAUGCAGAAAUGCCACCAUGGGAUUUUCCAGCUCACUUUGCCAGUGGAGGACUGUCUUAGUUCUUGAUGAGUGUUGUAUUUUCUAAUUCACUUUCCACCCCGCCAAGCUUAAAAGCCAUUUUAGUAUAAAUUUCUUCCCUUGUUUGUAGCUGAAGGCGUGCUACAUUUUAGGGCCAUAUCCCCAUUGGAAAUCCUUUCAAUUGGCACCAGCAAAAUUAAAGUAAGAGACUGUGGUUGAAAGAGGAGGGCUUGUUAUGAGUUUUGCUACAAACCAGCCAAACGUUUUUUUUUUUCCUUUAGCAGCAUCAUCAGCUUGUACCACUUAACCUUGUGUCACUCAAAAUAAUCUGUGAGAGAAACAGAACUGUGUUCAGUGUUUGUUUCCUAAAUAUAAAACUAAUGCGAUGUUUCUCCAAUAUAAAUUAACUUGUGUCUAAAAUCAAACUGAGGAUCUUUUAGCCUACUGGGGGGGAACAAAAAACAAAAAAACAGUCUUGACUCUCUCAAGUUGCAUUUGGUUAUCUUCUGAGUGCUGCCCUACCCAGUCUGCUUGGCUGCCCAACCCACUGUAUAGUGUUCUGGAAAGUAAUUUCUUACUUAAAUGCGUCAGAGCUGAUGAUGGGGCAAACCGUAAAACGACUUCGUUGUACAGCGUUACCAGUUGCUGAAGACUUGCUCAGAUAAAGCGUUGCGGGAAUAUCCUGCACCUGGAAAAGGUUAGACGUGGCUCUGGCUUUGAUCUAAUAGGUUGCCAGUGUACAAUAACUGGAAGGCAGCAAGCCAGCUAGCUGCCGAUCCUUCUGGCAGCUUUUAAUCUAUUUAUGUUUGUUUGAGAGACUUUUGCCCUUGAGUGUGCUUUGGCAAAGAUUUUGCAAUGAUAAGUAGGAUUUGCUCGAUACUGGCAGAGUUUCAAAUGUAAGUAACCCAAUGUUGCAAGUACAUAAUCUGUUGCUGAAUCCUGUUCCUCUUGUUUUUCCCUCAAAUCUGCCCUUUUCCUUGCUAAUUUGUUACACGUAAUAGGAAACACUUCUCCACAUAACUGGUCACGAGCUCCCAAGGUGCGAAAUGCUAACAGGAAGAGACAUCAAAGCACGAUUCUGUGAUCUUCCUGUAUGUAUUAAGAUGAAGCUGAAGUAUUCAUUGCUGCACAGUCAGAAGUUCUCUUCCAGCUGAUAUUGCCAAAGUACUCGAACUUUCAAGGAAGAAAGGAGGUGGCUCAGCUGCCGGGGGGUUGCUUUAAGGAACUGCUUAAUUUUAAAAGCUGCGGUGAUCCAGCAUUCACCUUCUUACUUGACUGAGAGUCUCAUUCUAGCUCUCCCUUACCAUUUGGCAGGCGUACCUGCUGCUAGAGAGUGCAGUCUGUGUUCCCCCUUCCCUACGCCUCUCCCCACAGAGCUAACCCUGCCCACAGAGCGCGGUGCUAGCUCCUGGGAUGCCACACGUACGUGCAGUGGUAAUGGACAAGAUGUCUUCCUUCAUUACCCUGAGCAGAAAUCGGAAUGUAAUUUGCAAUGUCUAAUGUAAACGUGUUUGUAUUUCCUUUUUUUUUUUUUUUUUUUCAGUUGAGCAGUAUGAUUGCAAGUUGACUUAAGUUGUUCUGAGGUACUCUUUUCAAUGGUCUGCCAGUACAUAAUCAUGAAUGAAAAUAUUUUUUUAUUGAUUUUUAGGUUGUAUGUUAACAUUCCAUUCAUGUAAAAUAUGUACAAAUAUAUGUAAUAAAUCUUUUGAAGCACAGUUUU